AUGAGUGCGUGUGCUUAUUCAGCAUACAUUGUUUCCGGCGCACGCGACUAUGCAAGAACGCAAUUUAAAGCCGCCAUGGGGUCUGCACAAGUCAUUUAUCAACCAGUAUACAAGACCAUGUUUUCGGAACUACGCAAGUAUCCGAGGAUGCAUGUUGUGUAUCACCCGAACUGUCGCAUGCCGGACCACAUGGACACCUCGUACGGCGCAUACCUGACCCGAGUGGGCAACGCGGCGUACACCCCCACACCAGACUUCGGGGGAAAAGACCGCUUCAAGUUCAGUGCUUGCCCCAGGAAGGUGCUGGACGUGAAGAAUACGAGCCCAGAGUUCCACCCACCCACGCCGCAGCCGCUGAACAUCCCAAGCAAGCCGAGGAAUAGAGGCACCCAGAGCGUUUACAGAGAGUCGUCAGCACAAACCAUUCCAUGGCAGCCAGACGGAGUUGCGGCAAAGACUUGUGAGAAUACUCCCGAAGUCCUGUACCUGGACAAACUUGAAUGGGGACCUGGCAAGCCGUAUCGCACUGGAGAUCUACCGGCUGACUUCCACACUACUGAAAUCAUUAACAAGAUGCGUCACGCCCGGGUGUGGUACGAGGUGGCAGAGCGCGGGGUGUUCCCUCGAUGGAUGAAGAAGCGAGACGCCAUCAUCACAGAUAUUGAGACCAAGGACUGGAUCUUCAGAGAAGCGGAAAUCGACGAACUCCAGGACAUCAGGCUGAGCCUGCUGCACAAGUUGCAAGCUGAGAAGAGGACUCAGCAGAACAACAAGAACAGCAGGAAGCUGGACGCGCUCUGGAGGAACAAGAAGAAGGCCAUGGAGAGGAAGAUCGACCACAUCCACCGGUCCAGAGACAGGGAGAUCCGCAAGCUGACAGCCCUGCACAAUAGGGGUGGCAAAGUGGGCCUGGCACAACAGAUGAGGGCUGCCAGGGCCAUGGGGUCCCCCACCAUCGCAGCCAGCGACCCCACAUCCGACAUGUACGCCCCUGUAGCAAGACAUGGCUAUCAGGCCAGAGGGCGCCAUGCUCAGAUAACUUACGAUCCUUCGUUGCUGUUGCUAGAAGACCACCAGGAGCUGGGUGAGAUGCCGGCGUGGUUGGAGGAGUGUGGGCAGAACCUGAGGCGCAGCUGCUCCGGACACCCGCUGCCGAGAGACCCGAUGAAGCUGUGUGAACGGGAGACCAAGUGGAGCGAGGACUUCUUGGAGAAACUGCAUGAGGAUUUGAAGAAAGCCCGAUUCGGUGCGGCAGCAAUGUCUGCAGGGCCGCUCCACGUGCUGAAGCCCCGCCGGCUGCAGGACACGCCGCGGCCCGCCACGCCCGAGGUGGAAGCCGUCACCGACUCGGAUGAAAACAACCACCAGGCGGCGCUGCUGCUGCAGAGGAUCGUCCGCGGACGCGCCGUCCAGUGUCUGAUGUACGAGGGCAGGACCCGUGCAGCGGAACUAACGGAAGAGUUGAAGACCACUCACGGCCUGCAGAAGGAAGACAAGAUAAGAAUCGCCAAGGAAGAGGCCAAGUCCAGGGAUUACAAUGCUAUGAGGACUGAGCGAGAGAAGAAGGAGGAUGCAGUGACCGCGCUGGUAGAUGAGCUGUGCGGUGGUGCGGUGUCUGCUGCGCUGGACUUUUUGGAGAAGGAGCUGAGACGUCUGAAGGAGGAACGGAGACAGCACGCCUUCAUCAUGAUCGCUCUGCGAGAGAAACAGAUGCGAGAGGCGGCGGAGGCAGGACGCAGGCAGAAGGAGGAGCACCGCCGACGUGAACACGACGAGAUGUUCAAACAGGUGCUCGGCGUAACUCAAGACACAGUAGAAACGUACCUCCACAACAUCAUAAUCGAGGGUGUGGCCCUGGGUGCUGAGGCGGAGGCGGUCAAGCGCGCCGAGAAGCAGGCUGACGACAUUGACGAGCAGAUGCAGGAGUAUGAAACCAUGUCCACGGCGGAGCAGCACGAGCUGGUUGCGGAGCUGGUCCAGCAGUUCCUGCUCCCGGCAGCUCACAAGGCCGCCGCCAAGCACCGCAUCGAGUCCAUCCAACAAGCCAAACUUGAAGCCGCCAGGAGAGCCAUCUUUGGACUACUGGACGAAGCGGAGAUCAGGGAACCGUACUGCACACGAUGUGGUGAACCCCUGGACGACCUCUGCCGCUGCCUCAAGUGCCCGAUACAGCAGCGACCACAGGAGACCACGUCCCGCGAGGAUCCGAGGUGGAAAGCUACAAGGACCCGCCCAAGACCACGCAGGAGGCCGCUUGGUGAGCGCUUCCCGCCGUCCCAUGAGUUCCGAUGCAUGCUCAACACGCUCGUUGACGAAGUCGUGGUGGAGUCUCGUCGCGGUGUGAGAGAGAGAGACAGCGUAAAGAGAGAGUACGACCACAUUCUGAAGGAGAACAUGGAGGUCGAACUGGAGGCCAGAACGAUUGUCCAGGAUGCCCUCGACCUGGCGACGGGUGCCAAGCAUCUCCCGGUGAAGGAGCGUCAGUACCACCACUUCUUCAAGAUGCACAGGGCCGAUGCCAUCAAACGAACCGAAGCUGUCCAUAAAGCCAAAUGUCCAAGAGAACUUCCGUCUCAGGUGAGACAACGCAUGCAAGAGAAGAUAGACAAGGAUGACGGCGCCUGUCGGUGCUUCGACGAACCUGAUGAGCGCAAGGAUUAUGGCCCUGAUCCCCGCGUGGCUGCCGAGAUUAAGGGUAUGCUGCCCUCUGAGGUUCGUGUGUUGGAGGAGCUCCGGCGCUGCAAGUGUGACGACGUCCCCAAAGAGAUACCAGAGGAUUUCGGUGAAUUCGAGGACAUGACGACGACAGAGUCCACUGGGUGGUCCAUGACUCAGUUCCAGGAUGAUGAAGGGGAUCCCCGGAGCGAGACAGAUGCAGCCAAGUCGGAGGUGAAACCACCCACCGUGGAAGAAGAAGACGAUCAUUAGAAUAUUAUGAGCCAUGUCAGGGGCCUUUGGCGGCUCAAUAGUGAUCCUGACAGCAGGGUUGAUGAGGUUGGUACUCCACCUCACGACCCACACGAUAAGAAGAUUAGAAUAUUCUACAGUAAGGGAAUGAAAAGGUUCAUCACCUUAAAGUCAAUUAGGGACCUAGGCGACAGAAAAUAGAAUAGUUUCCAACUAGUCAAAUCAAUUAUUUUUUACUGAACGUCAAAACACAAAUACUUUAAGGUCUCGGGAACCUACAAACAAUAAGAAAGAAUAUAAAUUCUUCCUAUUUUCUUCAGGUUUACUCUGGGUCUAUGACAGCGUCCUCAUACAAAUUCCAUAGUAAUUUCGUGUUUAGACGUUUAGUAAAAAGUAACUGAUUUGACUAGAUGGAAAUUAGCCUAUUUAAUUUCAUGAGUCAACUUGAAAACUAACGAACCUUUUCAGGCAGCGACUGGUAAUUAUUA
This is a messenger RNA of Pectinophora gossypiella (pink bollworm), 3395 nucleotides long. Its product is annotated as cilia- and flagella-associated protein 91-like. NCBI's taxonomy places the organism in Eukaryota, Metazoa, Arthropoda, Insecta, Lepidoptera, Gelechiidae. The record is from RefSeq and is a predicted model, not a curated record. The transcript is spliced from 24 exons. Bases 1 to 2928 code for a protein of 975 amino acids.